This is a messenger RNA of Lagopus leucura (white-tailed ptarmigan), 1011 nucleotides long. It is a transcript of the gene DYNLT2, whose product is annotated as dynein light chain Tctex-type 2. The transcript is spliced from 3 exons. Lineage: Eukaryota; Metazoa; Chordata; Aves; Galliformes; Phasianidae. Gene Ontology annotation, cellular component: cytoplasm; cytoplasmic dynein complex. Gene Ontology annotation, biological process: microtubule-based movement. The coding region runs from base 227 to 673 and encodes 148 amino acids. The record is from RefSeq and is a predicted model, not a curated record. Gene Ontology annotation, molecular function: dynein intermediate chain binding.
GUAAAAGAAAUGAAAAUUGAGCAGAAGGAAAGUACUAUUCUACUUUUCAGUGAAGGUAGUGGUCUCAAAACAGCCUGAAAAAAAAUCUAUGAGUUUUCCAUGACACACUCCUAGACUGUUUUGUUGUUGUUGUUCCCUCUUAUCUACUCCCACAAGAUAUUUUCUAGAAGCCAUUAAACACUAGAUCAUUGAUAUGUAAUGCAGUUUUUUUUUUUAUUUUGCACAGAUGAAAGGAAAGAUGAAGCUAUCAAAUUAUGAAGGCUUAGCCCCUAUGAAAGAAGAGUGUUUUAGUGGUUCAUCAAAAACUACUGCAAAAAUAAAAUAUCUUAAUACGUACAGACUGGAACCAUAUAAUAAAUUUCAGGAUCGGUUAGUAAGAGACAAAGCUCAAGCAAUAUUAAUGAAUAAACUUCAACAAGCCAAAUAUGAUGCAGAUUCUAGUCCAUCCUUGUGUGCUUCACUCUCAGAAGAAAUAUUAAAGGCUACAAAGGAAAUGGGCUUUGACCGUUAUAAAUACGUGGUAACAGUGCUAAUUGUGGAAAAGGCAGGCCAAGCAAUAAAUGUCGCCAGUAGAUGGGUCUGGGAUGUUCAAAGAGACACCUGGAUUUCGGCUAAAUAUGAAACUGAAACAUUUAUUGCACUGGCUUUGAUAACAGCUUGUUAUUACGAGUGACACUCCCAAGAUGACGCACCUGCUUCUGUGCAGCACAGUACUUGGUAUAUUUGAAAAUUUUCGGAACAUCCGCUUACCAACAGCAUCAGUCCAAAGUCUAGCACAAAAAUAACAAACCUGAUGUGAUAGUUGAGAAAAUUUUGACCACUUUGCUUUGUAAAAAUAACUUCUGAAAUGUGUAAGGUUGAGUACAUAUGGGCUUCGUCUGUUGUAGCACUCUGCUGUGAAAGUCGGAGCAACUGGUGGAAAGUUGAACUUCAGCAAAUUUUGAAUGCUGCUUGUCUGUUGUGUGCAUUGAGUUGUUAAUGAAUACUUACAAUAAAUUGUAGGUAAUGGUU